Messenger RNA from Ceratitis capitata (Mediterranean fruit fly), 2754 nucleotides. It is a transcript of the gene Con, whose product is annotated as connectin. The transcript has 4 exons. The coding region runs from base 402 to 2555 and encodes 717 amino acids. The record is from RefSeq and is a predicted model, not a curated record. Gene Ontology annotation, molecular function: protein binding. Lineage: Eukaryota; Metazoa; Arthropoda; Insecta; Diptera; Tephritidae.
AAAUUUAAACAAAAAAAAAUUAAAAAAAUAUAAAUAAAAAAAAUUAUUUACUUGCAACACGCUCACAGCUAUGAGCCACCUCUAACCAACAGCGCAAGCAACAAGUACAUACAUAAAUAAGCACGAGUGUAUGUGUAUGAAGAUUAAUGUGUAGAGCUUGAACGAAUUUUUGGACACAUUUGGAGCUAAUUUCUGCAAGAAAUUACUAAAAGACAGUAAAAACAACUCAAUAGCCAACACACGUUUCAAUCAAUCAAUUAAACAACCAACCAACCCACCUAAAAGCCCACUUAACAACAACAAGAAAACCCAAAAAGAAUCGCACAUCCAGCAGGAACUCGCAGUAAAAAUCAAAAACCUAAUACUUUUUUCCACAAAAAAGCACAACAAUAAAAAUCAAAAUGUGGCCGUCUCACUGUCAACGGCUCAUUCUACUGCUCGCCAUCACGCUCACCUGCUUUGCCUGCCUCAUUGCGCCCGUCGCGUCACGUUCACGCGACAAGGAGGGUCGCCGACGCAGCGAUCGUCUCUCAGCCGCCUCAUCCACCUCCGCCUCGUCCACCUACUAUGCGAGCAACGGCAUGAAUAGCAAUUACGCGUCUGCCACCAGCUCGUAUACAGGUCCCAUGGACACGACCGGUUUUUGUGUGCGUCGUCGCGAUAUGAAACUGAUGUGCUAUUGCACGCCCGAUGAGAAUCAUGUGCCCGUACUGAAAGCGGAAUGCUGGGUCUUCUCCGAUGUACUACCACAAAACGACACCACCUGGACGCGUUUCUUUCAACAAAAACGUUUACGUGAAUUAAAAUUUGUUAUACAAAAUCACGGUCGUCUCGAUUAUAUACCAACGUUGGUGUUUGAGGCUUUGAAUAAUUUGACAAGCAUUAUUAUUGAGUACUCACAGGUGGAUGUGGUGAAGAGUAAUGCGUUUGCUAACUUGCCGUAUUUGGAACGUAUCAUCUUGACGAAUAAUCACAUUGCGGCUUUGGCUCAGGAUGCUUUCGCCAAUCAUGUACGUUUGCGUGAAUUGAAUUUGGAACAUAAUCAGAUUUUCGAAAUUGAUCGUCAUGCUUUCCACAAUUUACCGCAGUGUGAGCGAUUGUUUUUGAACAACAACAAUAUUUCGAAUUUACACGACAGCCUCUUUGUGGAGAUGCCACAUUUGGUUUAUUUGAAUUUGGCACACAAUCAAAUCUCCGUGCUGACCAGCGACAUCUUCAAGGGUUUGGGCAAUUUGAAUGUACUGAAGUUGUCACACAAUAACAUCAACUUUAUUGGCGAUACUGUGUUUGCGGAAUUGUGGAUAUUGUCGGAGUUGGAGUUGGACGACAAUAAAAUUGAGCGCAUAUCGGAACGUGCACUCGACGGUUUGAAUACAUUAAAAACGCUGAAUCUACGUAAUAAUAAGCUAAAGAAACUCGACAAUGGACUACUACGUGGCACACCCGCACUGCUCAACAUCAAUGUGCAAAGCAACGAAUUGGAAACCCUGACAUUUUAUACAUUCCAACCAAUUAUGGAUAAUUUGGUCAACAGUACAAGUGAACUGCUGCUGUCAGACAAUAACUUCAUUUGCGAUUGCCGGCUACAAUGGAUAUUUGAAUUGAAGAAUCGCACAAGACAUAUAGCGUUACGUGAAGCACUCGAGGGUUUCGUAUGCACUCUACAUGAUCCGAAGAUUUUGAACUUCAUUGAACCCGUCCCAAAUCAUAUUUUGGACUUACUGAAUAUCGGUUCGAGUUAUAAUGGCAUGAAUAGCGCUGAAUUCCAUCUCAGUGGCAACAACAAUAGUGGACGCAAGCGUUUCUCCAAAGCACGACAAAAUGGCGGCGCACAGCGUGGCAUUAACGGCAGUAGCCAACGUUUGGGUCAAGCACAGCUAACUGCAGAAGAUGUUGAUGUGAUCGACGCCGCCGCCGUCGCAUUGACACCCGAACACAGUGAACAUGUACUCUCACUCAGCAAACGUGAGGCAGCAGUUGAGGGCGAACACAGCGUGGCUGCCAGCAGCCAACCGGAGGUUUUCAAUAAUGCUUUCUUAGCCGCUUCGGGCAUACCCGAUAUUGCGACAGCACAAAUUGUCGGCGAGAAGAAAAAGAAGUCGGUAAUGCCCGCAAAGCUGAGAGAUGAUUAUUACGAUGAAACGGCCGGCAUGAUUGGUGGCGGUGAUGCAGCGCCGCAUGGUCUACUACUCGCACAACAAGUCGAACUCGGUGACGGUUUGGAUGCACUCAAACAGAACGCUUUGUACAAUCAACAAACUAACGAUGUGCUCGGCAUGACACACAACACAAUCACCGAACAUGCUGCGAACAAACCAAAACCACUCGGCAUUAAAGUACGUCUCUUCACACUCAAACCGGAGCGUCUGCCGUGUCACGAUGAGUUGAGCGAUCCAACUGAGUUGCCAUUGUCACGCGAUCUCAUGGAUGUGCGCAGUAAUCAGGCGCAAAGCAAUAUGUCAUCGGGCGGCUAUGGACUGACAAUGGCCACAACAACACUGGCGGGCGUGGCGGCGAUAAUGCUGCGCUUCAGUAGCAGAAGGCGCAUCGGUUAAGGGCAGCGGCAGAGGGUGCGGGUGCAAUGCGUAACGGAUAUACUACUCAAAUAUGGGUGUGCUUGCGUAUAAUGCAGAGAUACUACAGACGUAAAUGUAAAUGUGUAUUUUUGUGGAAUACUGCUGGUAAGGAUUAAGCAGUGGUAUUGAGAAUAUAUAAUGAAAAAAUUAAAAAUAUAAAAAUAAAAAUUUAAAACCU